Pocillopora verrucosa is the source of this 3498-nucleotide messenger RNA. Its product is annotated as zinc finger CCHC domain-containing protein 2. The record is from RefSeq and is a predicted model, not a curated record. Lineage: Eukaryota; Metazoa; Cnidaria; Anthozoa; Scleractinia; Pocilloporidae. Gene Ontology annotation, molecular function: nucleic acid binding; zinc ion binding; protein binding.
UCAGUGAUGCUCACUUACCCAUCGUAUAAACAUUUCAGCUCCUGAGUUGGAGGGCGCAAUAUUGGGAACGCUCAUUUGUGCAAUGAUUCAGAAAGAAAGCGUCAUAUCAUGGUUCAAAAGCCUCGAUGGAGAUGAUCGUAUCGACCUCAUGUGCAAUUUAUUAGACUGCUGCCUGCCGUGGGAAAUUCGAUUUUUAGGCACGUUUAUUGAAGCCCAGGUCCAGAGAGAUUACCCGGCGUUCCGACAACCCGAGAGUACGGCGAACAAUCCGUUUGAUCUGAGCUGCCUGACAUGUUUAUACGAUGUUCAUGUCCGUCGGAGGUUGUGUGUUUCACUAGCGUUGCUGCAUUCAAGCAAUCGCCAAGCAGCUUCGGUGCUGUUUGGAAUUCUGAAUGACUUUCAGCCAUCGAGUCUGGGAGAAGAGGAAUUCUUCACUGAACUCUCACUAUUGAUCACCAUGUCCGCUCACCACCCAGCGUUCUCAUUUCAUCAAAAACACACCUUGUCUGCAAAAUUAAAACAGCUCAAACAAUCGGCAAAUCAUACAUCAGAUUUAAGCGAGACUGUCUCCGAAGCAAGCAGUGGUUCUUCGACUUUUUCGUGUGACCAAGAUGCUUCAGCAAAGAAGGAUGCUCGAGAUGAUCUUUUGUUCGAAGAAAAACAAAAGAAAGAAUCUGUGGAAGAGAAAGCCACCGUAAAUGAAAUCCUUAAGGUUGAGAGUGCAAAUGUCGGCGAUUCUUCCCUGACUAAGGAUAACACUCUUAAAGAACUUCCAGUCUUUGUGAAAGAGAUUAAAGUGCAAGGUGUGCAAGCUGUGGAGAAAAAGAGGGAAAAAAGAUCAAAACAUGAUCCAAGAAAGCGUGACGAUCAUUGUUAUGUCUUACAGGUUUCUUGGUCAGACAAUACAACAGAAACUAUACACAGGACAUAUGAGGAGAUGUUUGACUUCCAGUGCAAGCUGCGCAAAAUGUAUCCAAAUAAAGUUGAUGCAAGUGGCAAUCCUUGGAAGCUCCCUUUUUUACCUGGAAGAAUCAGAAUGUUUAACAAGCCAGAACCUAAAGGGGAAAAACUGCCCAUCCCUGAUAUUUCAGAAUAUACCAGGUUGUUUAGCAGUCUUCCUGAGUUUGUUCGAGGUUGUGAUCAUGUAGUAAAAUUUUUCCAAAGUGAAAAAAGAAUCAGGAGAAAAUCAGACAACAAAAAGAACAAGAGUGUAGCAAAAACAGAAGAACAAUCCAACUGUAAAAACAAGCAAAAUGAGUUUGAAUCACCUCAUAAAAUAGCUGAAGCUGUGCGGGAACAGUCACUUGGUAGAAAAGAUAAAGUCAAGAGUGCAGAUGUCACAAGCACAAAAAUAAAGAAAAAAACAAAUAGCGAGUCUUCUGCAGAGAAUGUUUCCAAGAACAAUGAUACUUGUAUUGUGGGGAGAGAAUCACUUGUUGACAUUGAUGAAAAUGGAAAUGAGGUUAAAUCCAUCCUUUGUGAAACCUCAAAGGAAAAGGAGGAAAGUGAAAAAUCUGUUUCCAGUGACCAACAUCACAAAAAUGGAAUUAUUAACAUGGUGCCAAUACAAACAUUGUUGCCUUCAUCAUCAUCCUUGUCAACAUCAGGAUCUCUUUUGACAUCUACACAGGUAUCUCUGCCUGUAAAACAGCCAUUUCAUUCUGCUGUUCAGCCAAGUAACAGUAUGUUACACAUGUUAAAUACUAAUGGUUAUUCACUGCCUCCAUCCUUAACAUCGCUGCAAAUAACUCUACCAUCUUCACCCAUUGCAUCUUAUCCUUCACCUUCUCCAUCUCCAAUCACUUCACCUGUCAUGUCUCCUGCCAACUCACCAUCACUUUCACAACGAUCUUGUUCUGGAAACAUAAACUGGACUUUGAGGCAACACAGCCGGGGUGUGAAUGUUUGUGAUUGGCUCAGGAAUUUGAGACUUCACAAAUACUCGGAAGUGUUUAAAGGAAAGACCUUUAAUGAGAUGUUGCAAUUUUCUGAUAAAGAUUUUGAAAAACUUGGCUUAACAGCAGGAGCAAGAAAGAAGCUUCAAAUGAACCUGGAAGUUCUUCGGACAAGAGGUUGCUUCACAUCAAAUGGUUUAACAUUGGUAGACAUUCUUCCUUCACCUUCAAGCUUUCCAGUGAACCUAGCUCAAAGUUACGGUUCAGACUGUGAGUUCCUACGAAGCGUCAGUGAAAGUGACAGUGCCAGUGACUGUGGAAGUGACAUAUUAUCUGAACCCGCAACCCAGACGUGCUCAAGUAUUUAUCCAAGGAAAUUUCCAGCCUUAAAUGGAUUCCAUGUGUCAUGCUACAACUGUGGAAGUCUUGGCCAUAUUGGUGGCCAGUGUAUGGCUCCAAACCUGGAUAAAAGAAUUCCCUCAAGUUAUGGUAUCCAUUCAAGGUAUGAUGCACAACUAGAAUGUUGAUGACAGUUCAAACAAACAAACAAAGGCAUUCAAUCAUUCUUACACUCAAACAAGAAGUUUUAUCAUCAAACAAGAAGAAAUAAAGUUCAUCAGAGGAGGAGGAGGUCAUCAAAGGGCAAAGACACAACUUGUGAUUACAUAAUGUAUAUGUCAUCUUCAGUGUACUUAACUUUUGGAGCUAAAAUACUUGGAUUGUUUGGUGAGACAAGGAAGGAAGAAACUAUCAUGGGCACAGAGGUUGAGCAUUUAGGGUGAAAAAGAAGCGUAAACAUUUCCUAUGAAGAACCUGGAAAACAGUAGAAAAAGAUGGGAGUGUGCAUAGUCCUUAAUCUUUGGCACGACAUCAGUGGUGACAGGAGUUACUCUCCCUUAAUAAUCCAAUACGGCUAAUGUAUAAUUGGUCAAAACAGGCUGCAAUGCAGUUUUAUAGUCAAGAAAAAAAGACAAAAACGAGUAAAACACACACACAUAGCAGGACUGUUCAGUCAAUGUUAAUAGCUGUGCACCUUUAACUACCAUCAAAUUGCUGUGGACUGCAACUUAAUAUUUAGCUGUGACAUUCAUUUAGAAACUGAAUUAAGGGUUACUGUAAACCAUAUGGUGAGAAGAGCAAUCACUAAAAUUGCAAUAAAUAGUUUUGUCAUAUUGAUACUAGAUGAAACAAAGCAGAGAGGUACUAAUUUAUUUUUCAAAGGAGAAUUAACUAUUGACAAUUCUUGCUCUGCAAGUGCGACAUAACAUAGAGAUUUCAAAAAGUGAAAAUGAAUAUUAAGUUCAAAUAGAUCAAAAGUUAUUUUCUUAUGCUAGAGAGUUGUCACAAUUAAUUAUUAUUUUCUAGAAGUACUUUUAAGACAUUGAAAAGGGGUAGAAGCAUGAAUUAUUGCUCAGCUCUGUUAGCGCCAUGCAGAGAAGAGGUCUAACAGUAAAGUCCUAAUACAGCUGACAAUCUUGUUAGUUCAAUACCUAAUAUGUACCAGCUAGGAAUCUAAUGUCUCAGUGUAGCAAAUUUACAUAUUUUCUGAACAUUCAAAGAAAGUAAUAUAUUUUCUAACAAAAAAUGUUUGCUUCAUUCUUUG